AUGGGAUUUAAUGAAGAAACUGGAAUAUGUGAUCAUUUCAAGGAGCCAUUGAUUCAUGCACUUAAUAAAGGCAAAGUUAAUAUCAAGGACAACCCCUAUUACACUAAAAUCAAGAAUCGAAAUAAUAUUAUUCUAUUAGGUGAUACCAUUGGUGACUUACAAAUGGCUAGUGGAAUCAAUCAUGAUACUUGCUUGUCAAUUGGUUUCUAUAAUGCAAAGGAUAAUUCCAUAAAUGAAGAAUAUAAGAAAAUGUAUGACAUUGUAGUAACCAAUGAUGGUUCAUUGGAUGUUAUAAAUUUUAUUAUUGAAGCAAUGACUGUUAAAUUUGAUUGA
Molecule: messenger RNA, 333 nt
Organism: Scutellospora calospora
Lineage: Eukaryota; Fungi; Glomeromycota; Glomeromycetes; Diversisporales; Gigasporaceae
Source: the annotation of a GenBank genome assembly